Messenger RNA from Coffea eugenioides, 788 nucleotides. Its product is annotated as protein UXT homolog. Gene Ontology annotation, biological process: positive regulation of transcription by RNA polymerase II. Lineage: Eukaryota; Viridiplantae; Streptophyta; Magnoliopsida; Gentianales; Rubiaceae. The record is from RefSeq and is a predicted model, not a curated record. Gene Ontology annotation, molecular function: transcription coregulator activity. Gene Ontology annotation, cellular component: chromatin; mediator complex. The coding region runs from base 100 to 540 and encodes 146 amino acids. The transcript is spliced from 7 exons.
GGCGCGCAUAAAUUUCUCAGUCAUCGGAUAGUUUCGGACAGAGCUGCCUCCAUUCGCCGCCACCGGCCCACCAUCACCACCACAGUCCACAGGUCUGAAAUGGAUAGGGUUCGGCAAGAAAAGAUACAGAGAUUCGAAGAGUUUGUUGAUCGCCGCUUGAAGCCGGAUCUUGUUCACGCUAUUGCUGAAAGGCAUUUGGACAAGGUCUUUGAACAACAAAAAGUUUUCUCUGAUCUGAAAAGAAACAUAGAGACGUUGGAGAAUAAUAGUGUAACCAGUCUGAGGACAUUGGUCAAUCUUGGUUCUGAAGUGUAUAUGCAAGCUGAUGUGCCAGACACAAGUCGUAUAUUUGUCGAUGUAGGACUUGGAUUUCAUGUUGAGUUCACUUGGUCUGAAGCUUUACAAUAUAUUGCUGCAAGGGAGGAAAAGUUGGACAGGCAAAUAGAGGAUUAUACCCGCCUAAUUGCAUCAAUCAAGUCGCAGAUCAAGAUGGUUUGUGAAGGGAUUAGAGAAUUACUCCAACUUACUGAGGUUUCUUAAUGAAAUGAGUAUCAUGGAUUGCUUCUAGCAAGAAAAAGCCAAAGAAAGUUUGCAGCCAAAGAGUUUGCUUAAUAGGGUACAAUGAGGGAUAGGAGCUGCACAUAUUCAUGUACAUCCAACCACUAUUUCGUAGUGGAAAUCAACUACAAUGCCCUUACUGGCUUCUGCUUUGUGACAUUAUGUGAAGCAAUUUGCUUGCUUAAAACCUGUAGGAAUCUUUAAUAGAGGUACCUCCAUGGAUGCUGUCA